Gossypium raimondii (Peruvian cotton) is the source of this 2379-nucleotide messenger RNA. Its product is annotated as serine/threonine protein phosphatase 2A 57 kDa regulatory subunit B' beta isoform. Lineage: Eukaryota; Viridiplantae; Streptophyta; Magnoliopsida; Malvales; Malvaceae. The transcript is spliced from 2 exons. Gene Ontology annotation, molecular function: protein phosphatase regulator activity. Bases 396 to 1877 code for a protein of 493 amino acids. Gene Ontology annotation, biological process: signal transduction. Gene Ontology annotation, cellular component: protein phosphatase type 2A complex. The record is from RefSeq and is a predicted model, not a curated record.
AAAGCUAUCCUUCCCUUAAAUACCCUCCACUCUCCGCCCACACACACUCUCUCUCUCUGUAUUUUCAUUUUCUAAUUUCCUUAAAUUAGUUAUGUCCGAUUGAUCGCCGGAACACCGCCGGUUGCUAAGCUGAUAACAAUCCGGCGAUAUGUCUUUCCAAGUGACUCGUUCCAAAAUUUCGAUCAAUCAACGGUGACAAUUUCCAAUAAGAACAGAUGGAAAUCCUAUUCUUUUUCUAAUCUAAAAUAUUCCCUUCCUUCAGAUCCAUAUUUGAAAUUUGUUCCUUAGAUGCAAUUAUACCAUGCAGGCCUGUCCAUUGAGCCUAAGAAAACCCUAGCUCGAUUGCUCAACCUAAUCUUUCUUUCUUAGGUUUUUUCUUUAUAUUUUGGUUCAAAAUGUUUAAGAAAAUUAUGAAAGGAGGGCAUCGGAAGCCUUCCAAAUCGGAUUCGACAGAAAAUUACGCGUUCGGUCCACCAGGCUCCCACAAUCCCGGUUCGGUGGUCGUCAACCAUGCUUCUCGGCCCGUGUUGAAGGCACCAGAGCAGAAUUGCAGCCCCAGCGCUCCUAUAGCCCCGCCCCCGCUCUCGACGGCCGCUGUUGAACCUUUGCCGUUAUUACGAGACGUCCCCGUUUCGGAGAGACAAAGUCUAUUCUUGCGAAAAUUACAGAUUUGUAGCUACCAAUUAGAUUUCACCAAUAUGUUAAAAACGGUCCGAGAAAAAGAGGUGAAGCGGCGAACGUUGCUGGAACUCGUCGAUUUUUUUCAAUCCGGUUCAGGCAAAAUCACGGAGGUGUGCCAGGAAGAGAUGAUUAAAAUGGUCGCAAUCAACAUUUUCCGGUGCCUCCCUCCGGCGUCUCAUGAAAACACGGGUCAAGAAGUCACGGAUCCUGAAGAAGAGGAAACCCAUCUGGACCCUUCGUGGCCGCAUUUACAGCUUGUUUACGAGCUUCUUUUGAGAUAUGUCGUGUCUUCGGAUACGGAUACUAAGGUUGCGAAGAGAUACAUUGAUCAUUCUUUUGUUUUGAAGCUGAUCGAUUUGUUUGAUUCAGAGGAUCCCAGGGAAAGAGAGUAUUUAAAAACGAUUCUUCAUAGGAUUUACGGUAAAUUCAUGGUGCAUCGUCCUUUUAUUAGGAAGGCCAUAAAUAAUAUUUUCUAUAGAUUUAUAUAUGAAACGGAGAGGUAUAACGGGAUCGGGGAGCUUUUGGAGAUUCUAGGAAGCAUUAUUAAUGGUUUUGCGUUGCCGAUGAAAGAGGAACAUAAGUUAUUCCUUGCGAGAGCAUUGAUUCCUUUGCAUAAGCCCAAACCCGUGGCUACGUAUCAUCAUCAGUUGUCUUAUUGCGUUACUCAGUUCGUUGAGAAGGAUUAUAAGCUGGCUGAUACGGUGAUUAGAGGGCUUUUGAAGUAUUGGCCUGUGACUAAUUGUCAGAAGGAAGUUCUCUUCCUUGGAGAACUUGAGGAAGUACUUGAAGCAACGCAAUCUGCUGAAUUCCAACGAUGUAUGGUUCCUCUUUUCAGGCAGAUUGCACGUUGUCUUAAUAGCCCUCAUUUUCAGGUUUCGGAGAGAGCGCUCUUCUUCUGGAACAAUGAGCACAUUGUAGGCUUAAUUGCUCAGAACCGGCAUGUGGUAUUACCACUCAUCUUCGAGGCGUUGGAAAAGAAUAUUCUAGGACACUGGAAUCAGGCGGUUCAUGGAUUGACCGUGAACGUGCGGAAGAUGUUCGUGGAAGUGGAUGCAGAGUUGUUUGAAGAGUGUCGGAGACAAUACGAAGAGAAAACGGCCGGAGCUAGAGAGGUGGAAGACCAACGAGAAAUGACAUGGAAAAGACUAGCAGAUGUGGCGGGAGAAAGAGAGGGAGGGAAUUUGGUUGCAGUCUAACUGAUUAAUCACAACCGGUAUGUGCAGCAUAAAAAAAAAGGAUUGGAUUUAAGCUAAUGGCUCUGCUUCCGUUCCCUUCUCCAUUUUGGUGGUAUUCUACUAUUCUUUCUUCAAUCUUCUUCUUCUAGUUUUUUUCUUUUUCUUUCCACAUAUUAAUAUUUUUUUGUGUCUAAAUCUGAUCAUUUACCUGCCCCGAGAAAAUUAAAUGUGUAAUCUAAAAUGCAACAUGCUGCAGAUUAAGCAUGAUCUGUAAAUGUAUGGAAUUUGUGUAGUAAACAUACUGCAGAUGAAGCAUGAUCUGUGAGGAACGACUUGUAUGUUUUUUUGCAAUGUUACUUGGUUCUUCCAACACAAAAAGAAAAAAGAUGUAUAAUAUGUUUUAGUUUGUAUUCAUAAUUCAUUGUAGUUAUCGAAAUAUUUAUUGUGUAAGACAAAGUAGGAUAAAGUUGUUAGAAAUUCAGGCAGAUGUUAAUGAAAAAUGCCUCAGGUUUUGGUUGCUUUA